Odobenus rosmarus divergens (Pacific walrus) is the source of this 1622-nucleotide messenger RNA. It is a transcript of the gene B3GAT3, whose product is annotated as beta-1,3-glucuronyltransferase 3 (glucuronosyltransferase I). Gene Ontology annotation, molecular function: galactosylgalactosylxylosylprotein 3-beta-glucuronosyltransferase activity. Lineage: Eukaryota; Metazoa; Chordata; Mammalia; Carnivora; Odobenidae. The transcript is spliced from 5 exons. The coding region runs from base 215 to 1222 and encodes 335 amino acids. Gene Ontology annotation, cellular component: Golgi membrane. Gene Ontology annotation, biological process: chondroitin sulfate proteoglycan biosynthetic process; carbohydrate metabolic process. The record is from RefSeq and is a predicted model, not a curated record.
GGAAAUUAACCCGAGGGGCGGGGUGCAGACUGACCGGAAGUGGGCCCUGGCUGGCGCCGCAGGACCCGAGCUCGCGCGAGCCGGUGGAGCGGAGCGUGGGGAAGGCGGGACACGGGGCGGGGCCGCUGCAGGGGCGGGGUCUGCAGCCUGGCGGGUGGGGGGCGGGGACCCCCUAGUCCCCCCGAACCCCGCCUGCCCCGGCGGCGGCACGGCCAUGAAGCUGAAGCUGAAGAACGUGUUUCUCGCCUACUUCCUGGUGUCGAUCGCCGGCCUCCUCUACGCGUUGGUGCAGCUCGGUCAGCCAUGUGACUGCCUCCCUCCCCUGCGCGCAGCCGCAGAGCAGCUUCGGCAGAAGGAUCUGAGGAUUUCCCAGCUGCAAGCCGAUCUCCGCCGUCCACCCCCUGCCCCUGCCCAGCCCCCUGAACCUGAGGCCCUGCCUACUAUCUAUGUUGUUACCCCCACCUACGCCAGGCUGGUGCAGAAAGCGGAGCUGGUGCGGCUGUCCCAGACACUGAGCCUGGUGCCCCGGCUGCAUUGGCUGCUGGUGGAGGAUGCCGAGGGCCCCACCCCGCUGGUCUCCCGGCUGCUGGCUGCCUCGGGCCUCCUCUUCACACACCUGGCGGUCCUCACCCCCAAGGCCCAGCGGCUCAGGGAGGGUGAGCCCGGCUGGGUUCGGCCCCGCGGUGUAGAGCAACGGAACAGGGCCCUGGACUGGCUGCGGAGCGGAGGGGGCGCUGUGGGGGGAGAGAAGGACCCCCCUCCAGCCGGCUCGCGGGGAGUUGUGUACUUUGCAGAUGAUGACAACACCUACAGCCGGGAACUCUUUGAGGAGAUGCGCUGGACCCGUGGUGUCUCAGUGUGGCCCGUGGGGCUGGUGGGCGGCCUGCGAUUUGAGGGCCCUCGGGUACAGGAUGGCCGGGUUGUGGGCUUCCACACAGCAUGGGAGCCCAGCAGGCCCUUCCCAGUGGAUAUGGCAGGAUUUGCUGUUGCCCUGCCCUUGCUGUUGGCUAAGCCCAGUGCCCAGUUUGACGCCACUGCUCCCCGGGGCCACCUGGAGAGCAGUCUCCUGAGCCACCUCGUGGAUCCCAAGGACCUGGAGCCACGGGCAGCUAACUGCACUCGGGUUCUGGUGUGGCACACACGGACAGAGAAGCCCAAGAUGAAGCAGGAAGAGCAGCUACAGCGGCAGGGCCGAGGCUCAGACCCAGCCGUUGAGGUGUGAUGGCAGCCCCACCCUGACUACCACCGCGUCAGGCACGAACCUGGGGGACUGGGUCCCUGGCCUGCCCAGGAGGCAGUUUUCCAAAUCCUGACCCCUCAGAGCCAGGGGCGGCCCCUCUGCCCCCUCAGCCCCAGGGCGUGGCCCAGCUGCUUCUCCCCUCCCCCAGCCUGCCAUGUGGCACUGGCCCACAGGCCGGGGACAAGCAGCCCUUGUGUUGAGCCAGGUCAGCCCCGUCUGGGGCGGAGCAGAAGGACAGACACUCAGGAGGGAGGGCUGCUGAGCAACUGGGUAACUUAUUGGGGCUGGGCAUGCACUGGGGGGCUGGAGGAGCUGGGCUGGACCCUCCCCACCUGAGCAUGCUGACCCCCGUCCUACCUCCAGAAUAAAAGAUCUCAAGCUG